Messenger RNA from Tympanuchus pallidicinctus (lesser prairie-chicken), 631 nucleotides. RefSeq names its product phospholipase A2 group IB (gene PLA2G1B). The coding region runs from base 155 to 592 and encodes 145 amino acids. The transcript has 4 exons. NCBI's taxonomy places the organism in Eukaryota, Metazoa, Chordata, Aves, Galliformes, Phasianidae. Gene Ontology annotation, molecular function: signaling receptor binding; phospholipid binding; calcium ion binding. The record is from RefSeq and is a predicted model, not a curated record. Gene Ontology annotation, biological process: fatty acid biosynthetic process; phospholipid metabolic process; positive regulation of fibroblast proliferation.
GAGCCACAACCUGUUGCCUGAAGCUUCUGAUAGGAGAAAUCUGUUAGAUAAUACAAACACUGGUGUGUGCCUCUCGCUUCCAUUUCAAGGUGAGCUCGCAGUAUAAAGAGCUGCGUUUCCUCCAGCAGCAAUCUCCUCGUCAGACCCCACAAGAAUGAAGGCUCUUGGCGUGCUGUUCUUGCUGUCGGCGGUGGCUGCCAUCGCUGCAGUCUCACCUCGUGCAUUAUGGGAGUUCCGCAGCAUGAUCAAAUGCACCAUCCCAGACAGCAACCCUCUGCUCGAGUUUAAUGACUACGGCUGCUACUGCGGCUACGGAGGCAGUGGGACACCCGUGGAUGAACUGGACAGGUGCUGUCAAACACACGAUGAAUGCUACACCAAGGCAAAGUCGGUGUGUGCCGCCUCCAAUGAUACCCCCUACACAAAGACAUACAAAUACUCUUGCAAGAACAAUGCGAUCACGUGUAGCAGUGCCAACAACGAGUGCGAGUUGCUCGUCUGUAACUGCGACCGCACGGCCGCCAUGUGCUUCGCCAAGGCACCGUAUAACAGCGCUCACCUCCACCUGGACAAGACCAAAUACUGCAGUUAAAUGCAGCGCGGCUGCCGCCAAUAAAAGCCUCGCACCACA